This is a messenger RNA of Plasmodium fragile, 4164 nucleotides long. RefSeq lists its product as uncharacterized. NCBI's taxonomy places the organism in Eukaryota, Apicomplexa, Aconoidasida, Haemosporida, Plasmodiidae. The record is from RefSeq and is a predicted model, not a curated record. The coding region runs from base 1 to 4164 and encodes 1387 amino acids. The transcript has a single exon.
AUGUUCUCCAAGAGAAAAGUAGUUAAGCGGAACAUUCGCAAGGUCACGGGGGAUGACGCCUCCAAUUUGAAUGGGCCGCCCAAUGAUGAGGGAAAGGAAAAUUCUACUCAGGAGGAAACCACAGUGGGGAGGAGAAUAAGCGAAGUAUGCGUUGCUCAGGGUGAGGUUGUAGUACCACCCGUCCCCGAAGGGGGAUCUGCAACCCAAGAAGACGACAUGCACGUAAGGGAGCCACCGGAUGAGGAAAAACAUGAGGAGGAAGUAUAUGGGAGGAGGGUCCCCCAAAUGGAAAGCGAUUCAAAUGGGUACUGCACCAAUGGGAAAGGCUCUGAGGAGGAAGAAGAAGAAAGUAAUCAUCACCAGGUGGAGAAGAGGAAGGGAUCGGACGAGCGCACGUCUCUACACCCUUUGCUACCCCACUCACAGUUUCAGUCGGCCUCGACGCACACGCAAGAGGCAACCACCAAGAAGGGAAAAGGUAGCAGAAGGGAGAUGAAGAAAAAUGAAGAGACGAGGAAAGUUAAUAAGAUGAACACGAGCUUCCACAUCUACAGUGACGAGGAAAACGAUUGUUAUGUGGCCAUUCGGAAGAGGAAGAAUGUAAAGAGGGGCAUUCAGAGCGGGUCCAUUCAAAACGCAUCCAUUCACAUGGGGGAUUCACCCGACAUGGUGCAGGCAGCCAAGGACGUAAAGGACAACCCCGUCGACAGUGACGCGGAAUUAAGGGAACCACUCCCAGGGGGCGUUUCUGAACGAGAUUUUUUCCUUCGAAGGUAUGGGGUGGAUCUACACCAAGGGGGGGUCAAUCGGACAGGACAGCAACAGUUACUGCAUGAUGAGGAGGGAAAUAAUCUUUCAAAUUUCGAAGAGGGGCAAACAAACAUACGAACAUACACUUCUACACAGAGGAAUGAAACUGCACCGAUGGAAAAAAACGUUUUCGUGUAUGACCCUGAUGAGGAGCGCUAUGAAGAUAACCCUGUCGACAUGAACAGCCUCGGUGGAGACCCAAACGAAAAUAAAUAUUCGUACAACAAAAGGGAACGUUAUGCAAGGGAGGAAGACCACGUGGAGGCUCACGACACCGGUGAGAGGUACCCACAUGUGGCUGUCCACAGAGGGGAAGCAGGUGGAAAGGAAGAUGAAGAGGAUUACCAAGACGAGGAGGAAAAAAAACUCAUCGAAAGGAUAAAGUUGAAGAAACAAAUUUUACGAAAAAAAAAAAAACUCAGUGAUAGGUAUAGCUACCUACUGGAGGAAGACCAUGAGGGAGGGGAUCCUGCUGGUAUUGAUUUUUCCCUGGGGAUGACUGCACAGCAGUUGGGCGGAAAGAACAAAAUGGCAGCAAUGUGGGAGGGGGACGACUCACCGAGGGAAGAGGACCUCCCCGGCGAAGACGACCUGGACGUGGACGACAUAUACAAUUACGAAUCGUUGAGCGAAAUGAAAAACAGACUUAUAAUAAAAAAAAACAAAAGUGAGGAGGUGAACAUGUUUUAUGGUGUGGUAGGGGGGGGAGAAACGACUGAGCGGGGACAUCCCCACCAAAUUGGUAGCUCCACAAGGGAGUAUAUAAAACAAAUGCAGGAGGAUGAAAUGAUUAACAAAAUUGUAGACACAAAAAUCAUUUCGCAGUUAAGAAGGGAGAAGAGGGGUUUGCAGCAGCAGGGGAUUUUCACCCCCCCCGAUGAGGGUGGCACAACAGAUCCCUUGUUCGAUGAGAGGUCCAAACAGAGUGACGAUCAAGCAGAGUUAAAUUUGAAAAAGCAUUCUUUGCAUGGCGAUCGUUUUCCGGUGCCCCGUCAUGAUGUUCCCACCGCAAAUGACACAGAGGGGAAAAAGUUAAAUGAGCAGCAGAAGAGGGAGCAAAAUGGUGAAGAGGAGGAGAGGGAGAAGGGAAGAAAUGUGAAUUUUUUAAAAAUGGAAAAACGUCUUAACCACGACAACUACAUGGAUGAAGAGGACUGGCGAAACAAUGCGCAAAGCAACGACCGUGCUUAUCAACACGAAAAUGAAAUUCUCUUUAGUGAAAUAAAAAGAACUUUUAAAAAAUAUGGUGUGUGUAAUACACAACUUGUGGAAAUGUACGAAUACAUCCUGGACCUGUUUGAGGAGUACAAGUUUUUAAAGGAUGAAUCAGGACAAGUGAAAAGUUUGGAAAAAAAUUAUAAAAAAAAGUACAUGGAAUUGGAGGAGAUUAAAAGGAAGAGGACAAAAGAACUUGUCACCUGUGCAAGCUUCUUCAGAUUUUUUUAUCAUGUGAUGAAAUUUAUUAACGCGAAAAGUAAUCUGUUAGACAAUGCACUAGCAGAGUCCUUCGAGAUGGAUGUCACUUUUUUUAUCGUAUACCAAAAUCUCAAGUUAUACCUGUACAGGGAGUACUACGAAAAUUACAAACUUCUGUUCACCAAGGAUUAUAUUUAUAACUCGAAAUAUUACAAACGGAAGAAAGAGGAGGACAAAAACGGGUUGGUUAAAGAGUUAGUAUCGGAUGGAGUUGUCCCCAACUGCCACUACGUGCACGGAUCUGCACCCUUUAUCGAGCACCUUAUCAAUGAGGUCAACCACCCCAAUAGGUUCAACGACAUGCGUGUGCACUACAUGUUCGACGGCUACUCCAGCAACUACUCUACUGAUUCUUCGUCCUCCGAUUCGGGAGAGGCUACAAGCGAUGUAAUGAAGAAUGACCAGGAACAUGUAGAGAGAAGGGAGCAGAAGCGGAAGGAAGACAAACAAAAAUACUUCCAAACGUGCAAGAUCAAAGCAUUGAAGAGGAGGUACCUCGUAGCCAUCGGGAACAUCUUCAAGGAUGUCCACUCUUAUUUUUUAAACUUUAAAAAUGCUAUAACAUAUUUUUAUCUCCUCAAAUUACACAACGAAGAUUUUUACCUAACACACAAUUGCAAGUCCCUAUUCGAUCCUAUUUUUUUUUUUUUUAUAAAAUAUGAAUUGCUCUUUUGGGAUCCCCUAUACCAAUUCACUCAGACCAGAAACAAAAAAAGGAAGUUGCUGGCCCUGAUCGAAGAGCAAAUUAUGGGGAGCCAAUCGGAGCAGAUGCAUGACAAGUUUGUGCAGCUGUAUAGAAAUGACGCAUUCGCCAAUGCACAUAAUAUCCUGCGGAGGAAGAAACAGGUCCUGUCGCCUGGGCGGAAUUGGACAUUUGCAGAUGACACCGCCAAUUCGUCUUACGAGGUGGACGAAGCAGCUUCCUCUGUGGAUGGCUUCCGAAAAGACCCAUCGACAGAAAACGAGAUCGAGCACAGCACGCACUCGUCGGAAUCGGAGGACGCCUUUUCUUUCACAAGUUCGAGCGCCGCCCAGGGGGAAAUAUCGUCACUCUUGGAAAAGUCGCCAAUGGGGGAAAAAUCGCCGAUCGCGUACAAAUCGCCAAUGGGGGAAAAAUCGCCGAUCGCGUACAAAUCGCCAAUGGGGGAAAAAUCGCCGAUCGCGUACAAAUCGCCAAUGGGGGAAAAAUCCCCAACCGCGGACAAAACCCCCUUGGAGAAAACAAAAAAAAAAUACAAGCCCCCGAAGAACCACUUCCACAACAACCCCAGCGUAAAAACAUUCCAGUGGUACAAAUUUAUGGACGAGCUCAUGUAUAUUUACCAAGUGGAAGACGAAAAGGAAGUCCUGAAAAAAGUGUACGACCAAAUUUUUAACAAUAAGGUGCACGAAUUAGUGGAGGCAUGGAACCCCCUAUCCUUGAAGCAAAGCUACAAUUUGUGCGUAAUCCUGGCGGAGUACCUCCUCUACAAUGAGGACCGGACACAGGUUACCGACAUGGUGAAGGAGAAGAUAAACAAUUGCGUGUUUACAUUUUUCGAGGGCUAUAAAAAUAUAAGUAGCCAAAAAAAAAAAAACAUCGUCCUAAUGAGGUGUUUAAAGAUAUUAAAAAGUGUAAGGGGUAUCCUCUCUUUGCUGAGUGACGACGCCCUGCACGAUUUUGUUAAAAAAAUAUUUUACAAUUUUGUCCUCACGAAUUAUGAUUAUUCCAGCAAAUUACAUAACUUGAUUGUGUCAGCCGUGGUGCACAUAAUCCUCUCCAUGGGUGUUCCACAGGAGAGCAAAUUUUUCGAAGACAUGUCCAGCGUGUUGUGUGGCAUCACGGAUAGGAUGCACUCGGGCGACUUCGACUACGGGAAGUUCAAGGUGGAAAAUUAG